Molecule: messenger RNA, 1506 nt
Organism: Aspergillus saccharolyticus JOP 1030-1
Lineage: Eukaryota; Fungi; Ascomycota; Eurotiomycetes; Eurotiales; Aspergillaceae
Exons: 1
Coding region: 125-1294 (389 amino acids)
Source: RefSeq, a predicted model, not a curated record
ACAGUCUCUCCGUCACCUCGACACCUCACCCUCCUUACGAAUCUAUUUCUUCUCCCUCCCGCUUGCUUCGAUCACGCUUUUUACUACCCAGCCUUGGUCGCCCGCUACUUGAUUUCAGUCCAGAAUGUGGUUGUAUCGGGGCGCCCAGUCGGCCGUUUUCUACUAUGCCACCUGCACCCCCUGCGCCGAAUCCUCAUACCGUCGGAAUCGAAUGAAAGAAGCCGCCAAGUCGAAGCGCGAACAAGAGAGAACCGAUACCAUUGUCACAGAUCAACCGAAACCUUUUGCACAACCUACACCUUUUAGCACGAAUCCAGCAUGGGCGGAGGAAAUCGCUCUGGGGCCCGGUCCGCCUGCCCGCAGAGGUGGCCGAAAUCACCGCCGAAAGGAAUCAUGGAACACAGAUGGGCUCUCCGCGGAUUCACAGCAUGAUUUGGGAAGUGCAACGUCCAGAAAGGACAAGCUAAAACACCCGCUGGGCGAACGUUGGAGUCGCAUGCGGUACCAACGGGAAGACGAGCCGUUAUGGGGCCAGGAUGUGGAAGUUAAGGGCUCCUCGGUGGGCUUGUCUGGUGGUGGUCGGACGGAUGAGGGAUCUAAUAGCAAAUAUUAUAUCGCUCGCGUGCCUCCGGUGAACGAUCUACAUCCCCCGAUUGUCAGUGGGCCCAAGAGCCGGGCGGAGACCCGGUGGAUGCUGCAGCCUCCACCCAGUGCCAGGGUUAUGGCUGGCAAGGAACGCAUCGGCGACUCCACGUCUCAGAACACAAAGUUGUCUGAUGUGAAGACAGAACAAAAGCAACCCGAAGCACCAGUACAAGCGCAGCCCUCGAUACAAACAAAUUCGAUCGAAAGGAGUGCUGCUCGAGUCAGAACUUCAGUAAUGGCCCCAGAUGGAUGGUACGAUCCGAGAGCCGACGGACUGGAGGAGGAUGGCGACGACGAGUCGCCUCGGUACGGACGUGAUCAGUCUCAUUUGGUUAUCACACCCUCACUGCACUCUCGCUUUGAGUCGUGCUCCUCGCUUUCGUCCGAUGCCGAUUCUGAGGCCGAAUCCCCGCGGGUGUCCUUGCAAUCACCGCAGACGCCGACCUCACGGCCCGGUUCCAAAGGCACUCAAGAUAGCGGUAAACACUUCCCAACGAUCUCCAAGACCAUAGCCACCUUCCACCAGCAGCACCAGGAGCCCAACAACAAGGUGCAAAUGCUACAUUUGGAAAUCAAUGACUCGCCUGACGAUAUCGCACUAGGUCAGCUUGAACGCUUGCGACCCUGGCGUUGGAGUAUGGACAUCUGAAUACCAUCUCUGAUGAAAGCCGACUUUGGGUUCUAGUCCUCAAACCUAUCCUUUCCUACCGAACUUUUUAUCCAUCUUUGUUUUCUUAUGGAAGCCUGUUUUCGUGAUGCUCGAUUUUUUUAUUCCCCUUGGGUAGCAUAAUACCCCUUUUCGCUGUUGGUUCUAAAUUCUUUUUGUCAUGUUUCUUGGCGUUGGCAGCAGCGAAAAAGCGU